AGAAAGUCGAUUAAUAUUGAUGUUGAUUUAGAUACAAGGCUUAACAAAUUAGAACAUUUGAUGAAAAAAAUGAUAAGUUCAAGUUCUCAAGGCUCGACGACGGUGGAAAAUAAGUCAAAGAGACAAAAUAACAUAACCUCCGCCAUUUCAGUUACAGUAGACCCGACAAAUGAUGGCGCUACCUUAUCAACUACGCCACCGAUAGCAAGGUCUACUCCCGAGCUUGGCAGCGAUGGCGCUGUGUUGUCGGCGGGCGGUUUGACGUCGUCGGGGGCGUGCGGGGAGCGCGCCAUACCCCGGUCGCCGCUGCUGCCGGUGCCAGCUGCCGCCGCCGCGGCCCGGUGCGCGGCAAGACAGCCUGUCGCGGCUUCGUGCUCGAGAGCGAGCUGCAACUCUUUCUCAGUUUGUACACAGGACCAAGGUCAGAUGAACAAAUUACUAUCGGGCUCUGAUAAUAUACCUGAUUUUAACGGUGAUGCAUCAAGUGACAUGACAGUUCAAUGUUGGAAAAAACUGUUACUAGGAACAAAAUGUGAUCAACCAGAUCAUGUCAUAACCGACGUCAUUAUUUUUACGUUGAACGAUCCUUUGUUGACGACCGGCGCGCGGGGUGCCGCUUGCCGUGAUACUAAAAGUUUAUUGAAGUACUUAACAGAUUCUGGUUUUGAUUGUUCAAAUAAAAGUAAGGCUAGUUCAGUUAGCAACGAUGUGGGUAGAUCUUACACAGGGCGAAAACAGCCUCAGCGCGAUGACGUCACUUGCUAUAAAUGCGGUAUUAAAGGUCAUAUCUCUUCGAUUUGCACAAAAACUGAUGUAAAACAAUGUGAUCGUUGUUCUAAAUAUGGGCACGUUAGUGUUGAUUGCAAAGAGCACAGACAUUGUACUAGUUGCGACAAGUGGGGCCACGUUGCUGACAACUGUAUUCGCAAGAAAGACAAACCUAUUAAAAUUGUUUAAAAUGUAAGAUGUUGAUGUAUAUGACAGAAAAUAUCACAAAACUGUUUGAUUAAUCAAUCAUGUUGAGUUAAUCGCACCCGUGAAUUUUG
Leguminivora glycinivorella is the source of this 1046-nucleotide messenger RNA. RefSeq lists its product as uncharacterized. Gene Ontology annotation, molecular function: nucleic acid binding; zinc ion binding. The transcript has 2 exons. Lineage: Eukaryota; Metazoa; Arthropoda; Insecta; Lepidoptera; Tortricidae. The record is from RefSeq and is a predicted model, not a curated record. The coding region runs from base 61 to 957 and encodes 298 amino acids.